Leptosia nina is the source of this 639-nucleotide messenger RNA. NCBI's taxonomy places the organism in Eukaryota, Metazoa, Arthropoda, Insecta, Lepidoptera, Pieridae. The record is from the annotation of a GenBank genome assembly.
AUGGGACCACUAACGGAAUCACCAAAUCGUCAAAUAUGUCAGACCAUCCUCUUCAUCCAAGAAGUUUUUUUGCUUAUCACAGAUACCAACUAUCAAACUCUUCAAAUAGUUUUGAUAUCACAUACCGCAACUAUGUAUCAAAUACUAGCCGACGAGAUGAUGUCUCUAGAUGAACCGGGUGAUGAAAACCACUAUGAAUACAUCAAAGACAAACUGCAAAUACUCAUCAAACGCCACACCCUGACUCUGGACACCAUAAGAAACCUUCAAGCUCUAUACAGUUUACCAAUGGGUGUAAAUUUCGGUCUCAACACCGUUUGCAUUGCCUUGUUUUUCUAUCUACCUACAGAAGAGUGGAUAGAUUUCUUUCCCUUUCUAAUAUACUGCUUUUUGGUCUUCUUCUUAUAUUGCUAUCUUUGUCAGAAGCUGAUAGAUGCUUCUGAGUUGUUUGAACGGUCUGUUUAUGCCUGUGGCUGGGAGACGUUCGCAACGAAGGAAAGGAAAGUUGUCUAUAUAAUGUUGAUGCAAGCGCAGAAACCAAUACAACUUUUGGCGGCCGACAUUGUUCCAGUUAAUAUAUACACAUUUGCUACGACGAUCCAGGUGUUGUACAAAAUGAUCACAGUUGUAAAAUUUUAG